AUGGACGGCAACAUCGGCAAUCAGUCGGAGAUUCCAGUACGGCCACGAGCGUGCGAGCGCUGUGCUCAUUCUAAAGCAAAAUGCGUCUGGACAGAUCGGGAGAAGGACGGGAUGAAAGUCUGCGAAAGGUAAUGCCGCUGUUUUUCCAUGAGUACCUGUUUUAUGAUGAAAACAAUAAUUUAUAAUCGCGAUAGAUGUUUCAAGGGGCAUCUUCCAUGCAUCGCUCCUCCACCUGGAACAAGAAAGACGCGAGGGAAAUCGACGUGAGUGGCUUCUCGGCAACAGAAGAAAUAUUCCCAGAUGAUCUGCUGCUAAUCUUAUCAAAGGCGGGUGAAAGCUAUCGAGCAGAAGUUGGAGGGCAUUAUGUCACUACUUGGCGAACAUGAGGAUUUGUUGCAACAUGUGAAUAAAACCUCCGGCCCCUCCGGUUCUCAACCCCAGACCGCCGCUCCUAGACCACCAGUCACCAACUGGAAUAUCCCAAGGUUGGAGAACGAUCGGGUCCAGGUGACUCAGCCAACGUUGCCAUCGUCCUUCACACAACAACUCAACUCUAGAGAGACACAUAA
Messenger RNA from Clonostachys rhizophaga, 569 nucleotides. The record is from the annotation of a GenBank genome assembly. Lineage: Eukaryota; Fungi; Ascomycota; Sordariomycetes; Hypocreales; Bionectriaceae.